Sabethes cyaneus is the source of this 10245-nucleotide messenger RNA. It is a transcript of the gene Megf8, whose product is annotated as multiple epidermal growth factor-like domains protein 8. The transcript has 5 exons. NCBI's taxonomy places the organism in Eukaryota, Metazoa, Arthropoda, Insecta, Diptera, Culicidae. Bases 291 to 8906 code for a protein of 2871 amino acids. The record is from RefSeq and is a predicted model, not a curated record. Gene Ontology annotation, molecular function: protein binding; calcium ion binding.
GAGCAAUAUUUUGUGUCACAGUUAUUGUUUAGUUUUUAAUUAUGUGAAUACAACUAAAUACUACUAAAUUCCAAAAAAGAAUGUUCUCCGGUGAGCAGGAUGGCUAAAUUUGACAGAACAAAAUCAUUCAGUAGCACAUACAACGUUACUGCUGACUAAAAGGUUUCUGCAGGUUACUCCCAAACAGACUUCACGAUAGUUUUCCCGAUAAAAAAGAAAUCUAUAAUCAGGAGAACUAAAUAAGCACUAGCUAAACCUAAAUGUUAAUCGGAGAAUGAGACAAUCGUUAUAUGAACAUUACCGACGUUAGCUCCAUCGAAAAAACGAGAAUGCAGAGCUUGUUGAUUUUGUUCUACAGUUUGUUUUUUUCUGUAAUCUGCGUGGCUUUUGCAAAAAAUCAACAGCAGUCCUGCGAUAAAACUAGGAGAGUAUUUAAAGAAGCUUACGGUGAAAUCAGCGAUGGACCCACUGGGUUUAAUUACACACAGGAUUCACACUGCGAAUGGCUGAUUCGUGCCCGGAAUAGUAGUCAGUUUAUUACCCUCACUUUUCGUAGCAUGGGAACAGAAUGCUCGUAUGAUUAUAUUUUCAUUUACGACGGUGAUUCGUUUCGAUCCCCAUUGCUUGGCAGCUUCAGUGGAAAAACUGAACCUCAAAAAGUUGUCGCUUCAUCUGGGAACAUGCUGGUACUCCUGUAUAGCGACACUAAUUACGUAUUAGAGGGUUUUAAAGCGGAGUUCUCUGUGACGAAUUGUCCAAACAAUUGUACCAACCAUGGCAAAUGUGUUGAUCAUGUUUGUGUUUGCUAUGAUAAAUGGAUAGGCAACGAUUGCAGUCAGGAUGCCUGCCCAGAAAAUUGUGGAUCGGAUGAAGGUCGAGGAACAUGCCAAAAUGCGAGAUGCAUUUGCUCAAAUGAAUACUCAGGCCAGUCAUGCAGUCUUCAUAAAAUGAACCCUGCUCCAAAUGAAUGGCACUGGUUGUCUAAUUCAAAAAAUGGCUUGGCCCCGCGGGCAACCCAUACGGCAGUGUAUUAUGCCCCAAAAGACUCAUUGUAUGUUUUCGGUGGCUACAAUCUGAACAAAGUGCUAGGCAGUUUAAAUAUCUACCGAUUUAAUCAGAGCAGAUGGGAGAAUGAAUGGGGUAUUAUACUAGGAAGUGAAGAGCAACAAUCUGUAGAACAAAUGCGUGGUAAAGCAAGACGAGGAAUGCUUUUAUCGGAGGAAGCUAGCGUGAUGCUGGGGCUCAAACGGGAACCAAAUUUCUUCAAUAACUUCAUUUACUCUCUAGCAGACAAUAGAACCGGCCCCUUUAGAGCAGUAUAUGGCAACAGUUCGAGGCCUUUGGGAAGAUAUGGACACGCAGCGUGUGUCGUUGAAGAUGGUUUCGUGAUUUUUGGUGGUAAACUUUCCAGUGGUCAAUUGUCCAAUGAUUUAUGGCUAUAUAAUAUUAGCGAUAAAGGAGGCACAUGGUCUGAAAGAGCAACUAAUUCAACAUUUAAGCCUCCUCCGCUAACUCGUCAUACACUUACUAAAGCUGGUCCCUAUCUAUAUCUAUUUGGAGGAGCAUUAGAAAAUGGAGAGUUUUCCUCUAGGUUAUUCAGAAUCAAAUUAUCCAACAAACCGUCCAUAGAACAGUGGGAAGAAGUAAUUCCCAGAGGAGGAAAAACACUCGAUCUACGAAUUGUAGCACAUACUGUUUCCUUCCAUAAAUACUCGAACUCUUUGAUAGUGUACGGUGGAGUAAUUGCGGGAUUUGCUCGAUUUUCAAAACUAUCAGAUCGCAUGUUCAUGUUUCAAAUAGACCAUUUUCACUGGACAGAGAUAAUGUAUCUUCGCACACCGUUACGAGAUGCAUACAUUCCAAGAGAACGUGCUUUUCACACAACGUCAAUUAUCGGGAACUAUUUAUUAGUGUUUGGAGGAUACUCGCAUAGGCACAAUAAAGAGGAGAUUUGUUACGAUAAUCAAAUGUAUCUGUACCAUCUAGGCUGCCACAAUUGGGUUAAUCCUAACGUCCUAGGAACAAAUAGGAAAUUUCGAUAUCCCAAGCAGCAAGGCGUAUUUGCUCACGCUGCUGCUAUACGGAACGGCAAUACUUUGUUUCUUGUUGGAGGAUACCAUGGAAAUGUCAAUGGUGAUUUGCUUGCCUAUACCCUGCCACCAAUGCUAAUAGUGCAAAACGAUGAUACUUUCGAACCAGAAGCCGCUUGUCCCAAACAUACCUCUCUCAACGAGUGUCUAUCAGACCCGGAAUGUGGUUGGUGUUCAGCUGAUAGUGUUUGCUAUGGAAGAACAAUUGGAGCAAACUGUACGACAAAUUUGCAAACCACGAGAUGCCGCGGUAUAUGUCCAUCAUUAGGUGAUUGUCAUUCUUGUUUAAUUCAUGGGUCCUCAUCUCUUGGUAGUUUUAAAUCAAUUGCAAGCAAAUUAGGACUAGAUCGAUGCACGUGGUGCGUUCAGAAUGCUCGCUGUCAUCAUAAAGAUGACAACUACGGAGUUUGUGGCGAGGACACGCCAUCACAAAAUCCCGGCUGGUGGGGCUCAAAAGGAACAGAGAUUUCAAGCCCUGACCAGUGUACUCAAAUGGACACACGACCAGGGUUGACAUUUCUUAAAUAUUUGGAUCCGGUUAAUUGGUCUAUGCCGGACAUGGUAAUGAUCGUCAAUGCUACAAUGGUAGAUUUCAACAUUCCAUCGACAACCACUCAUGCAGAACAAUCCCUCAACGGACAGGUUGUUGCUAGACUUCUUGGAUUUAUUCGUCCCCCUGCAAUAUGGGAGGGAGCCGGCGAGCGGUUGAGGGCAUGUGCUAGUUAUUCACAGGCUGUAUUGCGAAUGGCGUUGACAAACAGACCUCAUCAUGAUCCCAAGAAAAAAAUGAUCCCAGUGGUGACAGUCAACAUUACCGCCAGCCAAACCGUAUGUGAAAUGGCUCAAUGGAGAAGUUUGGAACCGUGGUUUCGAGUUAUGGUUGAUUUCCAAGCGAAACGUAAUGUAAACGUUGGAAUCCAGAGCCAUCAUCAGCAGGUUAGCAAAAUGGGUUUACAGCAUAGUGUGGUUGGUCAGGAAAAUGCGAAAACAUUUACGUUUGAGUACUUAGAGCCAUAUUCGAAUGGUUCUUGCAGCCUAUACACCAAUUGUUUGCACUGUUUAUCGGAUUCAUUGUGUGGUUGGUGCGAAAUGACAAAUUUAUGUAUCUCACGGCAGGAAAAAGAAUCGGUGAUGUGUCGGAAAGGAAAUCACUGGCGUUAUUUGACGGUUCAACCAGCACAAUGUUCUAAUUGCUCUAAUUACAUAUCAUGUGAGCAGUGCAUAAAUACUGGUCAGUGUGAAUGGUGGGCCGAGGAUGCACGCUGUUCGCGCAAGGGUCGCUCAGCCACAGCAGUGGUUGACCUCAGUCAGUGUCCGAUACCUUGCUAUCUACGUACUAAUUGCUCUUCUUGUCUAAACGAUCGAGGCCGUUGUGUUUGGUGCGAAGCUACAAGCCAGUGUUUUAGCUUCUCCGUGUACACAUCGGAGUACCAGUUUGGACUUUGUCGCGAAUGGUUGGAUCAAACAAUGCCAAUUGGAAUAACAAGUCAAACACAAGAAAGCUCAAGUGGCGUUCAACUGCAGCAACAGUGUAAAUCCUGCGCCAGUCACUUGAAUUGUUCCCACUGUUUACGGUCUCUCAGUUGUGGCUGGUGCUACGUGACCGAUAAUCCAAUAGAAGGCGUCUGCAUGCAAGGCGAUUUUAACCAAUCGGCAUUAGAUUGCAAUGUGGCGUUGAAUGUUACAGCCAAUAACGCUCAAUGGUCUUACGCACAAUGCCCUGAUGUGGAUGAAUGUGAACUAGGUUUACAUGACUGUCACGAACAGGCAGAAUGCACUAACACUCACGGCUCGUAUAGCUGUCGUUGCAGAAAAGGUUUCCUAGGUGAUGGAGUGAGAAAUUGUGUUCAAACUUGUUACGAGACGUGUAUUCAUGGUUACUGCUCCGGUGGACCGGAAUACAAGUGCCAAUGUGAUCUUGGUUGGACAGGAGUUGAUUGUAGCCAGAAUUGUGAAUGCAACAAUCAUUCGACGUGUCUACAAGGUGUGGGAAAAUGUGACAAAUGUAUGAAUUGGACUGAAGGGUUGUAUUGUGAGCGAUGCAGCUCAGGAAGCUACGGAAACGCUACAUCUGAAACGGGAUGUCAGCCUUGUGAUUGCAACGGUCAUGGAAACAAAGCGUUGGGGGUUUGUGAUUCUUUAACUGGAGAAUGUUACUGUCAAGACAACACAGAAGGAUUGAAAUGUGAAGUGUGCAAUCGAAACUUUUACGGCGAUCCUAGGGCUGGUGGCCAAUGCUACUAUCAAUGCGAAGCUCGUGGAGUAUUGACACAGGUUGGAACGCAAGGAAUCGGUUCCUAUCAGUCACAUCGUUCAGCUUGGGGAGGCACGGAGGUUCGGGAAUGUCUCUGGAUUGUUAGUCCCUAUGUCAAACAUGGUGUUGACUUGAAAAAUGCCAUCAUUCAGUUUGAAAUUGAACCGCAUGAAAUGAAUGUUACCUGCGGGCAGAAUGCUGUAUAUGUGUACGACGGUUUGCCUGACUUAACCGGAGUUACACAACAGAAGCACUUACUAGCAGUAUUUUGUAGUGAAGAUCGUAGUCCGUGGCUUGCUGAAGCACGAUCUGGGCAUCUUACAAUACAUUACAAACAGGGAGGACACGGACAGGGAUUCAAUGCCAUCUACACUGUAAUGAGCUGUACCAUAAACACAUGUAAGCGACCUUACGUAUGCAUUGAUGAUAAAUGCAUUUGCCCUAAAGGAUUUGCAGGUCCACGGUGUGCGUUAAAAAUAUGCCCUUCCGACUGUAAUGUUGAGCAAAAACAAGGUAUAUGUGACGUUGGUUAUGGGCGUUGUAUUUGCAGUCAAGGAUACGGAGGAACUGACUGUUCACGGCUAACCAAGUUAUCGAACAUAGUGUUUUCAGAGCUUUUCAAUUCUUAUCUUAUUUCGGAAAGCUACGAACAUCUUCGGAAAACAUUACCUCGCUUUGGACAUUCCUUGGUUGCUGAUCGUCGCGGUUCAUUGUGGAUGUUUGGUGGAUAUUCACUGUCACAUGGUCCCUUGAAUGACAUUCGUCAGUUUGACACCAAAAAUAAUACAUGGAUGCAAGUUACUGUUGAUUCUAGUCCGGAUGAUCGAAUGCCGCUUGGGCGUUAUUUUCAUGCUGCUGAAAUUAUUAUUUCCAAACAGGCUAUUUUUAUCUAUGGAGGUCUUUCCCGAAAUAAACAAAAUCAUCAGAUUUUGGACGAUUUUUGGCAGUUUGGCCUUCAAACCCAACGCUGGAGCCUGGUUAACCAAAACGGAGUAAAGCCACCACCGUUAGCAGGACAUUCUAUGACCCUAAUUAAAGAAGCAGACCGAGAAAUAUUAUUGGUUAUUGGUGGGUUUUCUCUAAAUACCGGCAUGAGCAACAAUGUUUGGAUGUUUGAUCUCAGUUCUAAUAGCUGGUCAAAACUGGCGACAUCCGGAGCAAAACCUGAUAGCAUAUUUGGUCACAGCACGGUUUGUCACCCUUCCUCACAGAUAUUGUAUCUUUUCGGAGGAAUCGUAGCGUUCGAUGGUAAAUCGAAAAUAUCUAAUAAACUGUACGCGUUCGAUUUUAAGAAUCUUAAAUGGACCGAACUGCCAGCUUUCAUCAACCGGCCAUCUGAUCAUCUUCCACAGGCACGAUAUUUGCAUUCGGCGGUAACCACGGACAGUUACAUGCUCAUAUUUGGUGGUAGAACGAACCCGGAUAGUAUCAGUGAUCCUAUGCUAGCGUACGUGUAUAAAUGUAACCAAUGGGUUCGGUUAAAUGGUGAUAUUGAAAUAAUCGGAAGCGGCUUUGGACAAACUUACGCUCUUGCCAUGACCCAGGAUCCUGAAUCGGAAGAAUUCUAUGCGGUUGGUGGAUGGGACGGUAGUAGUUACAUUCGUGUUACGAAAAUAAAUCUUCCGCAAGACCUAUGCGAUUUAUGGAGCAGCUCAAAGUAUAUCUGCAGACAGUACAUGGGUUGCAGUUUCUGUGCUGUUAAGACGGUGGACCAAUAUAUAUCACACUGUUAUUCUGUCGGUAGCUCGGAGGUAUGUGACGCACAAAAUGGUACAUUAUCGUUUAACAAUGGAGCGCCAUGUAAUGAUGAGUGGAUUUCGAAAAGAAACUGCUCUUUAUUCGAUAGCUGCACGGCUUGUUUGGCAUCGUAUCCUUCACAUGCUGAACAACAACCUGUUUGCGGAUGGUGUCAAGAUUGUGGAGCACGAGGAAAAUGCCUUCCCAAUAACUCUGAUUGCGAUUCUAAGGCAAAAUGCUCUUCAAAUCAAACUAUGAUCAUAAGUUUGGAUAGUUGCCCAACUGUCAGCGGUUGUGUGGCUUCAGAUUGCGAAAGUUGCCAUUCAAUACCAAAUUGUUCUUGGACGUUCAACGGCAAGUAUUCCCAGUGCCAACUAAGAAACGAAACCGAUAGCAAUAAAAAACCACCCGCAUGUCGACCUGACUGUCAUACAUAUACAUCCUGCAGCAGCUGUUUGAAUCAGUCUUUAAGUGAAAAUGAUAGGACGGACUGCCGUUGGUCAACUCAACUGAACGAAUGUAUAUCCUCUCGAUAUCAACCCCUUUAUUGUGCCGGAAGUAUUUGCGGUUUAGUUUUGGAACCAAUGGAUGCGGAUAAAUGCCCAGAACAAUGUGGUUCUUUUCUUCAAUGUGCCACUUGCUUGCGACAUGCACAUUGUGGGUGGUGUUCACGAAAUGGAACCGAAGGAGAUGGUGUCUGCACCGAAGGAUCCUUAGAUAGCCCAAUCGAUUAUCCAGCUGCAUCUACCUGCGAUGUGAUUUAUAUGGUAAAAAACAAAUUGACACAUGUAGAACCAGGUGAUCGUUUUACUUGGAACUAUGUCAAAUGUCCUCCGGAGAAUGAAUGUGCCAACAGCCAUCACAAUUGUAAUGUCAAAUCCGAACGUUGCGUGGAUCUUCUGCAUGGAUAUGAAUGCCAAUGCGCUGAAGGAUACCGCCCUGAUCCAACAGGAGUCUGUGUUCCGGUUUGCAGACAGGGCUGCGUGCGAGGGUCUUGCGUUGAACCUGAUAAAUGUGAGUGUGACUUUGGUUAUGUUGGAGCAAACUGUAGCAUUCAGUGCCAGUGCAAUGGUCAUUCCAAGUGUGCGGGACCGGACCAGCUCGAUAAAUGUUUGCAUUGUCACAACAACACACUAGGCGAUCAAUGUGAAAAGUGUAUGCCCUUCUAUGUUCGUGAUCCACGCAACAAUGGUGAAUGUAUUCCUUGUUCCGAGUACUGCUACGGCCAUACUGACCUGUGUGUAGCAAAGGACAUGGAACCUCUUGUACGCAAUAUGAGCCGAGCCGAAUUAGCAAAGUUCUUAAAGGAAGGACCCCAAACAACGGCUCUGUGUUUGCGCUGUGAAAAUAAUACGGACGGCGAUCGCUGCGACACUUGCAUAUCAGGUUUCUUCCGCGGUGCCACAAUUGCGAGUGAUCCGUGCAGGCCUUGUCAAUGCCACGGUCACGGAGAUGUCUGCGAUCCGGUGACGGGCGAAAAAUGUAACUGCGGCAAUAAUACGGAGAGUGACAACACUUGCUCGGCAAAGGGUAAAAAUUUAGCGUAUAGUUGCUGGUCGAUGCAAUGCACAAAAUGCAAGGAUUCAUACUCAGGGCAUCCGUCCAAUGGCCAUCAAUGUUACAAGCAUAUCACCGUCGAUACGAGAAUGUGCUUUGAUGCGAAAACUAUAGAUGAAUGUAAAAUUAAACCGCAGCCUUUAAAACCCGGUCAAACAGUUUUCUUUGUUAUACAGCCACGUUAUAUGAAUGUCGAUAUUAGGUUUAUGGUGGACGUAACACAAGGGGAACUGGAUUUUUACAUGAGUCCCAACGAUGAAUCGUUUGUUGUUCAGGCAAAUACCAGUUCCGGACAUCACGACAUUUUUCUGGAUAAUCGAUAUUUCUGGCAUCAUGACAUCAUCGAUGUGAGUGCGGUUGAUAGCUUGAACAUAUUUCCUCUCAAUAUAAACGGGAAUUACUCAGACAUAAACAUAGAUCAACCAAUACAAAUGGGAUCUACUUCUGCUUCUCAAUGUAAAAUGGAUACGGAGAAGUAUUUUUACGUCAAGGAUAAAUUAGCAAAAGAUUUAAUCACCUAUGUUACGUUACAACAAUGCAACACUUUAUUGCGAGUGUUUGGAUUGAAGAAUCGUUUAGUAGUGACAUUGCCGCACACGAUUCAUUCCUUAGGACAGACCAAAUUCUACAUAGCAUUACGGUCUCGUGUCGGAACGACAGCAAGUUAUGGUCUAGUGUUUUUCCGUCAGGACCAACUUCACAUUCAUUUGUUUGUGUUUUUUUCGGUGUUUUUCUCUUGUUUUUUCCUUUUUCUCGCAAUAUGCGUUCUGGCUUGGAAGGCAAAGCAAGCGGCCGAUAUGCGACGGGCUCGUAGGCGACACGUAGUCGAAAUGUUGCAUAUGGCUAAACGUCCGUUUGGCCGAAUCAAUCUUUCAUUGGAAAGUCCUAGUGAAACACCGGCCAGCCACCGUAGACGCGGUCGUAGUAAAAACUCACCUCACAUCCAGCAAGAUAUCGCACCCGUUGCGUUGGAACCGACGGUGGAUAACGUAGCCGCCGUCGGAACCGUCUUCGUGCGUCUUCCAGGCAAGCACAAAUCCCAAGUAACAUUAGCGCUAGCAUCGUCACUUGUGGUACUCUCGCGAAAUCAUGUUACUUAUAACCGAGCAUUUCAUCGGCGUAGAGGCUCGUCGCAUCAUCAAGCUCAAAACCUACUACAGCAGCUACAACCUUUACAAGCACCACAACAGCUGGUACCACCUAUGUUUAUCGAUGUACCCCAGGAACAAGUUCCAUUACAACCACUCGCGUUGAAUAGGGUGCAAUAAUUAUGUUGUUGACCGAAAAGUGCUUAUGUAACAAAGUUAAAACUAUGUUCAGACAACUAGGAAAUAUGGAAAUUGACAAUUCUGCCACAUUUUAAAUUAAUUAAUAAUCUAACUAGCAUGACUAAAAGUUUAUGCUUCACGAAGGAAUUGGGGUAAAUUAAAAUUUAAAUUUGGUAUAACUCGAACGUAAUAUAAUCACUAUUAGCCUGCUCGGUUUAGACUUUCCUCGAGAGCUUAGUUUUGACUUUGUUGACUUGCAAUUUGCCAGAUAUCCAACACUAUGCAGUAUAUUAACGAGCUGUGAUUUAUUUUGAUCAAUUUAUAUUUUUUAACACUUGUGCUAGUCCUGACUACUGUUGCAUGUAACAUAAAGCACAAGACGAUCAAAAGAGGUAUACUUAAUUUUUACUCGAAAAAUGAACACAUUUGGGUGUUUGAUCGCUGAUAUGCUCAAUUAUUCGUUUGUAGAAUAAGUGAUUGACAUCUUGCAAUCAAAGACAAUUAUUUAUAGAGAAUUUUUUAUUAUGCAGUUACAUUUGAGUGUGUAAGAUCAAUGAUCUCGAAAGAUAUAAAUUAUGUAAAUAAGACAAGAAGGAAAAUAGGUGGAGUGCAAUUUGAAUUAUUAAAAAUAACUGUAUUCUACACCAGAAAGGUGUACUGUAAAACAAAUUUAUGGUGAGCAUGUUGACGGCUGUUCACACUUAUUCUUUUAUUAUAAAAUAAUGUGUUUGAAAACUUUUCACAAACAUUCACGAACACUUAUUUUUGGGUUACCCGGUUUUAGUAGUAAGAUGUUGCGAAAGUUUUUGCACUCUGACAUUCAAAAAUGUACAAUCAAAUUAAUAUUUUCCUGUGUUCGGAACCUAAGCGUAUAGAUUGUGACAAAGUUUGGUGGCAUUCCGGAAAGCAUUUGGUUCAUUUCAACAGCGAUAAUAGAUUACAAAGCCAAGCUUUAUUGAUUCUAUUUUAAGUUUCCGAUUAGUGUGAUUAUUAUACGUAUAUCCAUUCUACCUAGAAGUAACAUGAAGACUUCUGCUGUAAAGUUAUAGAAUUGUUAUAAUGUUUGCAUUACACUGAUGAUUUACAUUACUUGGUUUCAAUAAUUUAUUGGUAUUUUAAUAAAUAUUCAUUCUGAUAUUAUGUAACCAAUAACGAAUCUCACCAAUAUAAAUCAAACGUAUAAUACGGUCGAACAAUAUUUCAAUUCGAGCCUCCUGUUUAUUUCUAAGUAGAAAGGAUUCAGAAACUAAAUUAAUUCUAAAGAGUUGAUGGAAUUAUAAAAAAAAAUCAUGUUUGUCACUUUAUCAAUUAUGUAUAAUUUUAUUAAAAACUAGUUUGU